AUGUCUACUCUUCCACCAUCUGACUUGGCUAUAUUUAAAUACUACACAGAAUCGCCACCACCAUCGAAUAAGUACUCUGGCAAGAGAAUCAAGUCAAAUGCGGACUUUGCGAAAUUUUUGUCCAAAGAAGUUUACAACGCCAGGAAGAUGGAACAACAACGUCAAGGUCGCAAGGCCAUGCAGAUGCAUCAGAAUCAAUCGGUCAAAUCCCAGGACAUUUCAUCUGGACACGACAAAGAUCAUAUGCUUAAUCCACCCUGUGAUGAGAUUCGUAAUGAUACAAAGGAGAGUACGAUUAACGAAAUGGGAGAAACAGAGAGAAGAAGUAGAUGGACAAGAGAGCAGAGUGAUGACAGCCCUACUCUUCGUAAACUGUUGUACACUGAUUUGAUAAUAAAGGAGAUGGAAGAACAGGAGAAAAACACGAAAUUUGCCAGUUCUGCUUGGAUUCCCGAUGCAGUUCCUACAAAGAGAUCAAGCAAGAAGCAUCAGGAGAAAGAUGUUAAGUAUACUAUGGCACCGAAAGCAACAAAACAUCGCCAUCAUACAAGAAGAAAUGUCAGAGAUCCUGCAGAAUUCAAAUCACUAGAAGCUCUAAUCGUUUCCAGAAAGAAUCCCAAGCCAGAAGAUUCUGAUCUUAAAAGCGACAAAGGAGAUCAACAAUUCGAUACCUUCGUCAAGAACUCCACACCAGCACUCAGUGAGAUCAAAGCUAGUUUCCAAGCGACAAGAGACAAAGCGACAACAACAAUCAAAAACAGUCAGAUUGCUAGAGCAGAAGCAACUAGAGUCAUCUUGGAAAGUCAGGCUGUCAGAACUAGAAUUGAAAAAGCUCUUGUAAGAAGACACGUCGAAAAAUGUCAUGCGGAGAUUGCUGAGAGUGCUGGACUAUCAAGUACAAAGACUGUGAUUGCUUCUUCAGUUGAUGGUUCUGUUGAGGACAUCCUGGAAAUGGACAAGAACAACAACAAAGAGAUUGCGAAAGAAGCGGUUCAGGAAGCGGUUCAAUCUGCAGAACAAGCUGUCCAGAAGGCUGUCCAAUCCCAAGACACAACAGUUCAACUCUCUGCCGGUUCUCCCCAGACUUCCAACAGUCCCACCAACACGAUGGAAAGCAAUGCGAAGAAUACCAAGGGUGCGGCUGCCACCAAGGUAUCAAAGUAUACAGGAUGUAUGGAUGACUAUAAGAUAGAGUUUGUGACAGAGGCUGAGGAUGAUGCUGAGAAUAAUGCCGAGAAUGCGGAUGCGGAAGAAGAUUGGGUGAAGGUCAUGGAUUACGAUGAGGAUGAGGAUGAGGUUGAAGAAGAUGGCUGGCUCCUUGCAUGA
Botrytis deweyae is the source of this 1326-nucleotide messenger RNA. RefSeq lists its product as uncharacterized. The transcript has a single exon. NCBI's taxonomy places the organism in Eukaryota, Fungi, Ascomycota, Leotiomycetes, Helotiales, Sclerotiniaceae. Bases 1 to 1326 code for a protein of 441 amino acids. The record is from RefSeq and is a predicted model, not a curated record.